Messenger RNA from Candidozyma pseudohaemuli, 4605 nucleotides. RefSeq lists its product as uncharacterized. The record is from RefSeq and is a predicted model, not a curated record. The transcript has a single exon. Lineage: Eukaryota; Fungi; Ascomycota; Pichiomycetes; Serinales; Metschnikowiaceae. Bases 1 to 4605 code for a protein of 1534 amino acids.
AUGUCCUACAGCUUCUCCUGGCUUGCGGUGGCCUUAUACCUCGCUACUGCGUUGGGGUUGACCAUCACCGAAAACGUCAUCUCCAUCAACCCAGUGAAUCUCUCCAUUGGAGACCUCAACAUCAUUCCCGGUGUCUACUACUCCAUUGUCAACAACGCCAUCACCACUCUUGCUGGUAACUUGAACAAUGAAGGUAGCUUCUACGUCACCUCUGACAACGGGUUGGCUGCUUCUGUGAGAAUCAUCUCUGGAACGAUCAAAAACCUGGGAAACCUUGCUUUCAACUCGUCUCGCGGCAGUGUCGUGAGCAACUACAACUUGAACUCCAUUGCCGCCUUCAACAACACCGGAAACAUGUGGUUUGGUCUCAGUGGCUUCUCCUUAACAUCUCCCAUUACACUUGGCUCAACAACCAAUUGGGAGAACCACGGCAGAAUCCACAUGGUCCAGGCCUCUGGAACCGCCUCCAGGGUCACCAUUUCUCAGAGUUUCGGCCGUAUCCACAACGAGGGUACUGUCUGUCUUACCAACAUGUACUGGGACCAGACCACCUCGAUUGAAGGCCAGGGCUGUAUCAAUGUGGGUGCUGGAUCCACGCUUCUGCUUGAAGUCAGCCCUUGGUUUAUUUCUGAGGAGCAGUAUAUCUACUUGUCGGACGAAACCUCCUUGGUUUCCGUGGUGGGCUUGUCUUCUUCCUUGACUGGUACCAAGACCUACACUGUGGUUGGCUUUGGUGGUGGAAACACCAUCAGAGUGUCGCUUGGCUUUGACUCCUACAACUACAAGGACGGUCUUUUGACGCUUUCUUUCUUCUUGGGCUUGUUCAAGAUGGGCUUCCACAUUGGUCCAGGUUACGAAAACGGCAAUUUUGCAACCAACGGUAUUCUGAACUCCGGUACGAGAAUCACCUACAACGAUCCUUUCAGCGGAGAAGUUCCCGAUGUGUGUCAGUGUGAAGACUUUCCCGAGCCUCCUUUGGAGCCUACGGACUCCUCUUCUGCUGUUUCCAGCACGGAAACUGCUUCCUCUUCUGAAACAGACAACUCGGGCACAUCUUCUGAAACAGACGCCAACUCGGACUUGACUGAAUACACCACAACUUACACGACCACCGAUUCUGACGGAAAUGAGACCACUGACAGCGGAGUGGUUAUUGUGACGACUGAUUCCGAUGGAUCUUUGACAACCACUACCUCCAGCCUUGAACCAUCCUCAGACCAGACCGAAUACACCACUACCUGGACCACCACCGACUCUGACGGAAACACACAGACAGACUCUGGCGUGGUAAUUGUGACGACCGAUUCUGACGGCUCCUUGACUACUACCACUUCUCAGAUUGAUGAAAACGACGGCCAGACUCAGUACACUACCACUUACACCACCACCGACUCGGAAGGCAACGAGAGCACUGGAAGCGGUGUGGUUAUUGUUACUACUGACUCUGAAGGCUCCUUGACCACAACCACCUCCCAGAUUGACGAUGAUCAGACAGAGUACACCACUUCGUAUACCACCACUGACUCCGAUGGUGAUGUUAGCACUGGUACGGGCGUUGUUAUAGUGACUACGGAUUCAGACGGUUCUUUGACAACGACAACUUCCGAUAUUCCUGCUUCUGACAACGGCCAGACUGAGUUUACUACGACUUAUACAACUACUGACUCAGAUGGUAACGAGUCUACCGGAAGUGGUGUGGUAAUUGUGACUACCGAUUCUGACGGUUCAUUGACCACUACUACCAGUGCAAUUGAUGGUGAUAAUGGCCCCACAGAGUACACUACUACCUAUACUACCACCGAUUCAAAUGGCGAUUCUUCCACUGGAACUGGUGUGGUUAUCGUUACUACAGACUCUGAGGGUUCAUUGACUACCACCACCAGUGCAAUUGACGGUGGUCAGACCGACUAUACCACAACUUAUACUACCACUGACUCUGAUGGAAACGAAUCCACUGGUACUGGUGUUGUGAUUGUUACCACAGAUUCAGACGGAUCCUUGACAACCACCACUUCUCAGAUCGAUGGUGGUGAAACCGAUUACACUACUACUUACACCACAACCGACUCCGAUGGAAACGAGUCUACUGGAAGUGGAGUAGUCAUUGUCACCACUGAUUCCGAUGGCUCUUUAACUACAACCACUUCUGAAUUUCCCGGAUCCACUGGUGGUCCAACCGAGUACACUACUACCUACACCACCACCGAUUCUGAUGGAAAUGCUUCUACUGGAAGCGGAGUGGUUAUUGUUACUACAGACUCGGAUGGCUCUUUGACCACUACUACUUCUGAGAUCAAUGGCGGCGAUCAAACCGAGUAUACGACCGCUUAUACUACUACUGAUUCGGAUGGAAACGAGUCUACUGGAAGUGGCGUUGUCAUUGUCACCACAGACUCUGACGGUUCUUUGACUACGACUACUUCUCAGAUCGAUGAUAAUGGUCAGACGGAAUACACCACCACCUAUACUACUACAGACUCAGAUGGAAAUGAAUCUACUGGUACCGGCGUCGUUAUUGUUACCACUGAUUCAGACGGAUCAUUGACAACCACAACUUCUCAAAUUAACGGUGGUGAAACCGACUACACUACAACUUUCACGACAACAGACUCCGAUGGGAAUGAAUCUACCGGUACUGGUGUGGUUAUUGUUACUACCGAUUCUGAUGGUUCUUUGACGACUACUACUAGUCAAAUUGAUGGAGGCGAUGGUCCUACUGAAUUCACAACUACCUAUACCACGACGGACCCAGAUGGAAACACUUCUACUGGAAGUGGAGUGGUUAUCGUGACCACCGAUUCUGACGGAGCCUUAACCACAACCACCAGUGCCAUUGACGGUGAUAAUGGCCCUACUGAGUAUACUACUACUUACACCACUACCGACUCUGACGGUAACUCUUCCACGGGUUCUGGAGUAGUGAUAGUAACUACAGACUCUGACGGUUCCUUGACCACCACGACUUCUCCACUUGACGAUGCUACAAACGGUCCUACCGAAUAUACCACCACCUGGACUACGACCGAUUCUGACGGAAACCCAACUACCGAUUCUGGCGUCGUUAUCGUCACCACCGACUCGGACGGAAGUUUGACCACUACAACCUCUGAAAUCGGGCCAACCGAGUACACCACCACCUGGACGACCACCAACUCCAACGGAGAACAAGUUACUGAUUCUGGUGUGGUUAUCGUUACGACCGACUCUGACGGUUCCUUGACCACAAGCACCUCUGAGUUUGGAAGCCCUACUGAGUACACUUCUACCUGGACCACCACCGAUGCCAACGGAAACCCUACUACAGAUUCUGGCGUGGUGAUUGUGACGACUGAUUCUGACGGUUCUUUAACUACCACCACUUCCCAAUACGACGAUGGAGAUAUCACCGAAUUUACGUCUACUUGGACCACUACAGACUCCAACGGCAACCCAUCGACUGGUUCUGGUGUGGUGAUUGUUACUACCGACUCGGAUGGAAGCUUGACCACCACCACUUCUGACUUCCCUAACAACCCUACCAACCCUGGAACCAACCCUGGAACCAACCCUGGAACCACCGAAUUCACUUCUACAUGGACCACUACCGACGGUAACGGAAACCCAAUCACCGACUCUGGUGUGGUAAUCGUUACCACCGAUUCUGACGGAAACCUCGUUACUUCCACCUCCACAUUCGGUUCUGACGACGAUAUCACCGAUUACACCUCCACAUGGACUACUACCAAUUCUGAUGGAAACCCAAGCACCGGUUCUGGCGUUGUCAUUGUCACAACUGACUCCGAUGGCUCCUUAACCACAUCCACUUCCCAGUUCGGUCCAGGUAUCACCGACUACACAUCCACUUGGACAACCACAGACGAAAACGGCAACCCUAUCACUACCUCCGGUGUGGUGAUUGUAACCACCGAUUCAGACGGGAACUGGUACACCACAACCUCUGGUUUCCCUGGUAUCACCGACUACACUUCCUCAUGGACGACUACCGAUUCAGACGGAAAUCCUACUACUGAAUCUGGCGUGGUGAUCGUAACCACAGACUCCGACGGAAGCUUGACCACAUCCACUUCCCAGUUGAAGCCUACCGACUACACCUCCACUGUUCAGCUGACCGAUACUGAUGGAAACGUCAAAACCAAGACCGUCUACGUCUGUGAAACCACAGCUUCCAAUGGUGACUGGACUACUUACACCACCGAGUGUCCUGAAACCACUGCUUUUGUUUCCACCAAGGAGGACGGUUCCAAGACCACUGUGACUGGUGCUAUCAUCCAAACCACCAUCCACGGAGUGCCUACCUCUUACACUUCCGUGCUUUCACCACCUGAAACUUCUGUGGAUUCUUAUGAAACCACCAAGAACGGCAAGACCGUCACGCUUGAGCGUACAAUUGUUGUUCUGACCGAUGCACUUGGAAAUCCUCAUACGUCUACUAUUGCUGGAGAGUCCACUGCUCCUUCUGGUGCUUCUCAGACUCCAGAAACCUCAGUUGCAGUUCCUUCUGAAACAGCUCCUGCUGCUUCCAUUCUGACGUACGACGGUGCUGGUUCACUUCCCAAAUUUGGCCUUGAGUGGGUUCUUCCCCUUGGCCUUUUCGUUCUUUUUUGA